Molecule: messenger RNA, 2213 nt
Organism: Stegostoma tigrinum
Lineage: Eukaryota; Metazoa; Chordata; Chondrichthyes; Orectolobiformes; Stegostomatidae
Gene: dnajc3a
Product: DnaJ (Hsp40) homolog, subfamily C, member 3a
Exons: 13
Coding region: 390-1994 (534 amino acids)
Biological process (GO): protein folding in endoplasmic reticulum
Cellular component (GO): endoplasmic reticulum
Molecular function (GO): protein-folding chaperone binding; misfolded protein binding
Source: RefSeq, a predicted model, not a curated record
UCUUGCGCAGCUACUGCCCAUUUGGAGUGGGAGUAACCUGCUCUUUUGCUGUCCAAUCAGAGCAGACCACGACUGAUAGGUUCUGGAUUUUGAGAGAAAGACCUUGCGUCGAAGGUAUUAACUGAGUGCUUACUGGUUUGUGGGGAUGGGAUCAACUCAUCACUGCGGGGUAGUGGGGAAGGAAUCAACCCAGCAGUGCACGGCCUGAUACCGGGAGAGGUUACUCUUAAUCCUUGAGUGCGGCCCAGAGACAGAUUUGAUUCCUGUGAAACAGUGACGGGGCGGGGGAGAAAAGUAGCUUCUUCCGGAGAGCCGGCAAGUGAAGAUCAAUUUUGGCCGAGGUAGAGCUCCACGCCCCGCUGCACGUCCGAGGAUUUGAAGGCUUCGGAAUGGUAGCGCCACGGGCCUGCCUGAGGAAAGUGAACUCCUACAUCCCUUUCCUGUUGGUCCUCAUCGAUCUUCAGUGUGAAGGAAUAGAAGGGGGCAUAAAUGCUGAAGUUGAAAAGCACCUUGAAAUGGGGAAGAAACUGCUGGCUGCGGGACAGUUAGCAGAUGCACUGUCUCAUUUUCAUGCUGCUGUAGAUGGGGACCCAGAUAACUAUGUUGCCUAUUAUAGGCGAGCCACAGUCUAUCUGGCUAUGGGUAAAUCAAAAUCUGCUCUCCCAGACCUGAGUAAAGUUAUUGAACUGAAACCAGACUUCACAUCUGCAAGGUUACAGAGGGGAAAUUUGCUGCUAAAACAAGGAAAAUUGGAUGAAGCAGAACACGACUUCAAGAAAGUGGAUGAAAUGACAAAGCCAUCAAAUGAUCAUAACAUCCACUUGUUCAGUAAUGUCUUUUGGCAGGGGGAGAAAGGAAGAAAGGAUCUACAUCUAAAAUCUAACCCCAAUGAGAAAGAAGAAAACGAAGCAAAGUCCCAACUAACUAAAGCAGAUGAACUACAACGGAUCAUUAUGCAGGCGCGAACUGCAUAUGAAAACCAGGAUUACAUGGCAGCAAUUGAAUUCCUAGACACACUUAUCGAGACAUGUAUUUGGGAUUCUGAGUUACGAGAACUCCGUGCAGAAUGCUACACACAGAUUGAUGAAAGUGGAAAAGCAAUAAGUGACUUGAAAGCAGCAUCAAAACUUAAACAUGACAACACUGAAGCAUUCUACAAAGUCAGUAUAAUCUAUUACCAACUUGGAGACCAUGAAAUGUCUCUUAGUGAAAUUCGAGAAUGCCUGAAAUUGGACCCAGAUCACAAACUCUGUUUUGCCCAUUACAAGCAAGUGAAAAAACUCAACAAGCAGCUGGCAACUGCAGAAGAACUGAUAAAACAAGAAAAAUACCCUGAUGCUGUCAGUAAAUAUGAAACUGCUAUGAAAACUGAGCCAAACGUUCUGCAGUAUAGCUUGUAUGCAAAAGAGAGAAUUUGUCAUUGUUUAUCAAAGAACCAACAAGGAAAAGAAGCCAUAAAAACUUGCACAGAAGUAUUGCAGCUGGAUACCAACAAUAUAAAUGCAUUAAAGGACCGAGCAGAAGCUUACAUUUUAGAGGAGCAAUAUGAAGAAGCAAUUAAAGACUAUGAAGUUGCAAGAGACCACAGUGACCACGAUCAAGAAAUAAAGGAAGGACUGGAAAGAGCACAGAAACUUUUAAAACAGUCACAGAAAAAAGAUUACUACAAGAUAUUAGGAGUGAAAAGAAGUGCCAAAAAACGUGAGAUUAUAAAAGCAUACAGGAAGCUUGCAAUGCAAUGGCAUCCUGAUAACUUCCAGGAAGAAACUGAAAAGAAACAAGCAGAAAAAAAAUUCAUCGACAUAGCAGCUGCGAAAGAAGUGCUCACCGAUCCAGAAAUGAGGAAGAAAUUUGAUUCUGGGGAGGAUCCUCUUGAUCCAGAAAAUCAACAAGGUGGCGGUGGUCACAGUUUUCACAGAUCCUGGAACCAGUGGCAAGGAUUUAAUCCUUUUGGCUCAGGAGGACCUUUUAAUUUUAAAUUCCACUUUAACUAAGUCUUGAGUAUCAUCUACUCAUUUCUAUAAAGACUUUUUAUAGAACAGAAAUAUUGAAUGUGAUGCCAGAAACUCAGAUCUGAAAGUUUAAACAGUGUGACUUUGUUCAGCCAAAAAUGUUCAGAAUGUAGUAUUUUUCACUUUUGAAAAAGUUUAAAUAUUUUCAUUAAAUAUAGAUGUGAUGUACACUUCUAAUAAAGCAGAUUGCCUUAAAUGUAA